CGAUCAAUUUCGAGGGGCGAUGCAGCUGCUCCCAUCUUGUUCCUGUCGCCACAUAGUUUGUGAAUGGAGCUUUGGCCACUCCCUCUUUCGGCCAGUGCAGGGAUAGAAUGCACAAUUACCAGGACUUGGAGGCACCAGCGUGUCUGCGGGAAAGAGCAAAACCAGGGGGUGUCUGCUUGCAGUUGUCUUUGACCAUUUUAUCGGCAUGGGCCUGCCUCCUGAAGGACCGAUUGCCAGGCAGCAGGGGGGCCUGGGUGGGCUCUGCUGAUGCACCGCAAUGCAGCGGGGGGGCGCCCGGGAAGAGGCAGCCAACCAGCGCAGCCAGAGGCGGGCCCAUGACCCCCCACAGUUGCAGCCGUAUGUCCUGAGUUCCGAUCGAGAGCCUCUCAAUUCUAGGCUGGGCCCCGCCGACUUCUACCCCCCCUCCAGCGAUGACCCCGAGCUGGUGCUGUCGCGGGAGACGGUCAGUGCAGGCUACAAGGAAGCCGUCCCCGCCAUCGAGGAGUCGCGCGAGGUGCUCUACAGCCUCGUCUCCGCGCAGGCCCUCUGGACGCGCCAGGGCCUCCAGCGCUGCCGUGCCGCGCUGCGCGCCCGCUUCCGCGCCCUCGCCUCCACCCUUGCCCGCAAGCGCAAGGCGGGGCAGGUCUUUGGCGUGCCCCUUGCGGGGCCGCUCCUGGCCCGCCCGGGCGCCCACCCCGAGGUCAAGCCCGCCCCUUCGGAGGAGGCGCGCCAGCGCUGGCUGGCGGAGGUGGCCCUGGGGAAGCCAUUGCGCCAGCUGGCGGACAGCGUGCCGGCAGGCUUUUAUGGGCGGCCCCUGGUGGAGGGCAUCCUGCGCGCGCGGCUGCCGGUGGGGCGCGCCACCUGGGUGGUCAAGGUGUGCUACCUGGGCCAGGCCAAGCGGACGGACGCCUGGACGCGGGACCUGCUGGCCGCGCUCGAUGACGCACUCGCGCAGGCGGCAGGGGAGGCGCACAGCGCAGGGGGGGCAGCGGGGAAGCUGGGCCGGCUCAGCUUCUCCCCGGUCACCUCUCCCUUGGCAGGACAAAGCAGCCCUGGGGCGGGGGGGGGCCUGGGGGGUGGUCUGCCUGGGGAGCAGUGGGCGCAGCUGAUGGCGCUGGCAGUGGCGCACUGCGGGGAGGGCCUGGUGAACAGCACGGCGCUGGGGGAGUGGGUGCUGGCCCAGUUUGGCGAUAUGGGGCGGGGGGUGGCGCGGGUGGGCCUGCUUCUGCCGCUGGUGGAAGCGCUCCUGGAUGGGGCACUGUGGGCCACCCCGCAGACACACCUGGAGCAGAUCACGGGCGCUGCACUGUCCUCGCUGGAGCAGCUGUGUCUCAUGGAAGAAGCCCCAGAUCGAGCGAGCGCUGUGAGCGACUCGCAAGUGGCGCUGCGGCUGGGUGGGUUGGUGCGCUGUGUUUUGGUGGCAUCUCCGGACUCGUUCCUGGGUGUUGGGGCUCUUCCCUUGCCCAGCUACAUGUUGUCAUGUGGAAAGAGGCCGGGGGUGGUUGAGGGGAAAGGGGAAGGUGCAUUGGUGGCGUAUCAAGAUACUGAGGUCUUGGAGGAAGUGCAAAGGGGUGUCCUACGAAAAAGGGCGUUGCUGGCAGCGGCGGUGAAUCCGAUCGUGCUUAGAAAUAAUGAGGCGAAGGUGAUUGCGGCGCUAGACAAGGCCCUGCUGUUAGGGGAUGUUGGAGCUGCGUGCACCUCCUUUUCCGAUCCACUGGUUAGCAGAGACUGGGAUGGCGGAGAGGAGUGGGAGGGGCGGGGAAAGCUGCGCGCAGCUGUGGGGCUGGUCUGCGAAUGGGCGAUCCAUCCUAGCAGGAACGAGGCGGAGAAGACAGGGGGCGUAGGCAGCGGGCAGGAACGCUUGAGCGAGGAGCCGGUGGAAGGGGGGCUGCUGAGGUCGGAUGACGCGGCCCACUCUUGCGUGGCCGUGACUGGCACCCUGGCACUCGCCCGAGUGUACCUCGCGGCAGCAAUUCUUUGGCGACUCAGUAAGGAGCAAACGGGGAGCAGCAGAGAGCCAGAGGCCAGGGCCGACCUGCUCCAUGAGUUGUUGGUGGAUUGGCUGCAGCGCUGCGAGGCCCCCACCACUGAUGUGGGCCAGGGCCUGCAGGAGGCCCUGCUGGCGGAGCUGGUGCGGCGAGGCCUGCUGGACCCCGUGCGCUUUGCGCGCCAGCUGGUCGCUGACGGGGCCCUGGAGCGACGCGCCUCCGCCAGCGAGCGGGCCUGCGCAAGGAAGCUGCGGGGCUGCCUGGAACAGCUGCCAGCAGGGGAAGAAGUGAACAGGGACGGGAAGUCAGAACUGCAGAUGGAGAGGCGUGCUGCACUUGCUGCAGGGCAACGGAAACUCCGGGGGGGCGGGGCAAAGCUGGAACAGAGCGGGGAAGAAGAGAGACGGCGGCAAAGAGCCCGCGUGGAGCGGGCUAUCCGGGCGGUCCUGGAGCUACCUGGAAGUAGGGACGGCAGUGGGAACAAUGAAGGAGCAGAGGCGCGACAUCGGCCGGCCAAACGACAAAAGAUGGAGCACAGCGUGGGGAAGGAGAGGGGGACUGAACUUGUGGCAGUAGAUCGGUGGUGGCUGCGGAAAAGCGCGGAAAACGAUUGGAGGGUCCAGGAAGUAAGCGGCACGAGGGAGGACAUGAUAGAAGAUUUGAGGAAGGAAGAAGGGAGAGGGGCAAUGGAGGUUGACGGAACGCCUUUAGGAACGGCGGGGCUGGGAAGGAUUCAAGAGGACCCAAGUGUAUGGAGCUGGGGAGAGGUGGAGGGAGCCAUUGGAGGGCUUCCCUUUUUAGAUAAGCGGGAGGUGGGGUCUUGGGUGGUGGAGAGCAUACGGGCAGCUCUGAGCGGUGAAGGCGAGCAGACGCAGGGCCACACCAGUGGGGCUUGGAGAGGGCAACACGAAGCAGCUGGGAGGGAGGAGGAGGUGCGAUGGCACGACAGAAAGAGCGAGAAAGCCGGCAUGGCAGAGCACAGCGAAGUGUGGAGCGAAGCUGAGCCUGAGGUUUCUCUGGGGACGGGCGGCAGCUGGGCUGGUGGUGUGGUGCGCUGUCCUGUGCUGCUGCGCGGGGCGUACCUGCUCGACGCACUGCAGCAGCACGGCGCACUGCUGGACCUGCUCCUGGACCACCUGGCCAGCAACCGCUCAUCUGACAAGACGCAUGGAGCACAAGACUUGGCAAGUCCUCCAGGCGGCGCCAAGCAAGAAGCUGCCUGUCCCGACGAGUGCUUGCUUGCGCUUCUGUUGCUCUAUGCCCCUCUCUUUGCCGCCAUGGACCGCCUGCCAGACUUGCUGUCGGCGCUGGUCAGUCGCGGCUGCCAAGGAGCCAUGCGCACUCGCGAGGCCGCAGCGGGCUUGAUGGCACGGCUGCGGGUGCAGUACGGACAGCUGCAGGACGUGAGGGCGUGGGAGGCGGCAGCACGGGCGCGCCCAGAGUGCAGCACGGUCUGGGAGGCGGUCGGGAAUGCGGGGCGGACUUUACCGCUGGGAUCAGUGUUGGGGGUGGACGUUGUGGUGACGGAGCAGCUGCAGAAUCGUUGUCGAAGUGGGCUGGCUAUGGAGACGGGGGGACCAGCCCAGCUGGCUCGCAUGUGUAGGGCUGACAUCAAUCGGAACGAGGGGCCCCAUCAGUCGAGUUGGACAGAACGUAGCGCGGAGUCCAGGAUGGACGAGCUUGCCUGCCGUGUCGGCGCACGCUUGAGAGGGGUGCUGGGAGGCGACGUUGGGAGCGCCGCCGGAGUGGCGGCAGUCGUGGGAGCGCUGGUUGAAGCAGCUGCCGAUGGGCUCGUGGCUGAGGCGGGCGGUCCUGGGGAGGGAGGGGUGCAGGAUCUUGUGAAGCGGCAGCGGCGCGGCGCAAGUCUCCUGGCGUUUUGUAUCUCGGUUCUGAGAAGAUUUCGGGGCUUGAGUGCCGGCCCCACUUUUCAGAGUGGGGUGGUGCACGCUCUGGUCCACACCGUCCAGGCCGCGCAGCCGGCACCGGUGCCUGUCGUGGCCCUCCCAUACGCCCACAUGUCGCCCGAAACUCCCGACCUGGGGCCCGAAACCACCGGCGAAGCUGCAGGCGACCCGGCAGGCGAGCUCUCCGAAGCAGUAAGGGCAGCGAUGGCGCUGGCUGUUGCUGAGGCGCUGCUGGCGGAAGGCUGGCUGGAGCUGCGCACCCUCUUGGAGGCGCUGCACCUGGGCAACACCCUCGUAUCAGUUCACCUGCGCAGCGUGGGGCCGCCUCCGGAUGUGGGUGCAGCUCGGGCAGCGGUGCUAUGGUUUCGGCUGCUCCUGGGCGGGGUGUGCUCUGGCGGCACAGCAGAUGCCGUGGGAGGCGCAGUGACAGCCCUGGUAGAGGGCCCACAUCCCUGGUUCUUGUUACGCGCGCGUGCCCUGCUGCCGGCUGAUGCCGUCUACGCCCCUCUGAGCGCACUACUGCGGCUGACCUUCGACGUGCGGGGCAGCCUCGGCGGGCCAGAGAUGCAGUUGCUGAAGGCAGAGGCGGCGGCAGCUCUCGCAGAGGCGCUGCAGGGGGACCACGUCCGGGAUUGUCUGCUGGCGGACAGUGGACGGCUGCUGGCCCUGAUGCGGUCAGACAGUGCGCAGGCAGCGGCAGCGGUCGGAGUGGACGCGCAGCGCACGAGCGGUGAGGUGGGCAGCUGGCAGGCGGCCGCGCUGGCGCUGCUGCCGCUGCACGGGACCCGCCUGCUGGCGGCCCUGCUGGAGGGAAGGGCGGUCGCACCAGAGACAGCAGGGGGGGAAACGGCGGAGGAGCGGGUGGCGGCGCUGGAGGGUGCGCUGGUGGAGGGCCUGCUGCGCAGCCUGGAGGCGCUGGCCGCCACCACCUUCCACUGGCAGUGCCUGCGCGUACGCCUGCUGCUCGACCAACAGGUCGUCCUCGAGAAGCUGCGCGCUGGUUCCACAGCUGUGGCCGCCCUGGCCUGUGUGCACUCGUUGGACCCCGCCCAGCUGGCGGAGUGCGAGAAGACGUUCACCACCGCCGUACUCACUCGCCUGCUGCUGCGCCCCGCUGCGGCCCCUCUCUACAGCCAGCUCGCGCACGCGCUCGGCCGGGGCUUCGGGGACUACCUCAUCCAGCAGGUGCGGUGGGCUCUCGAGGGCGCCGACAUGCUCCAAGGCCGCAAAUCGUUGCGGCAGCUGCUCGAGGCGUCGGCAGCCCGUGACGGCUUCAGGGUCCGCCCCAGCCCGGCCCCCACCCCCGCCUCACCUCCGCCUACCAUCCCGCCGUUUGCGCUGGAGCGCGGCCUUGCGGAGCUGGUCCUGCCGCUGCUGGCAGGGAGCUCGAGCGAGACGUGCGCGGGGUUUGCGGGGGAGCUGGUGCGCCAGCUGGCAGCGCUAGAGGCCCACAUCAGCGCGGCUGCCCGGCACGCCAGCAAAGGACCCUCUGGCGAGAGCAGCGCUCCGGCCCGGGGUGCUGCGCAGUGGGGCAAAGGCCUGGACGGCUUUGCGGCGUUGCCGGGCAGCCCACGCGGCGGUGGCGGUCAGUGGGGGCCCGCUAGUGAGGUGGCGGCCCCAGCGUCCGUUGCCGCGCUGCAGACGUCGCUUUGGCUGCGGCUGCAGUUCGUGCUGCCCAUGCUGCCCCAGAUCCACGCCGACCGCGACCCCACCCCCCGCAACAUGCGCCUCACGCUCGCGCCCGUCCUGCUCCGCCUCCUCGCCUCGCCCCUCGUCCAGGAGGCGCCCCUGAUCCGCACUCCCUCGGACCCACUUCCCCCUGACCCCGAGCGCGGGUAUGCCGAGGCUGCAGCGGCAGCCGCGGCGGCGGGGGCGGGGGAGGGCCUGUUUGGGCGGCUGCACGCCGUGCUGGCCGCGCUGGUGAGCAGCACGUGGGCCGCCUGGCUCAAGCCACCGCCGGGGCGGGGCCCUGCAAAGCCGCUGCGGGACGUGGGGCCGUUCGACCGCCACGUGGCAGAACGCAUGCAGGCGGAGUUGGACAGUUUGCGCGGGCGCCUGCCCGCUGCGGUGCACCAACGGCUGCAGGCGGUCCUGCCGUGCCUGCCGCCCCACCGAUGUACCAUUCCCACCAUCGCAGCAGUCAACAAACUCUCAACCGGCUCCAGCCAUUUGGCUCAAACAGGACGGGGUCCCUUGGAAGGGACUGCAAACUGGGCCACCGAGUCUGGGCUGGAGAUGGACCCCUGGCUGCUGCUGGAGGAAGGGGCCACUGGGAGAUCCUCCAAUGCCAGCAGCGAGACGAGUGUGGCCCCUAAGGCCGCACCAUGGCUCAAAGGAGCGGUCAGAGUGGCUAGGAAAGAGCUAACAUAUGCUCCCAAAGAGGAGGAGGUAGAGGAUUGAGCGAGGUUUCCGUGCUUUGAGAUCCCAGUCGAGAUUAUUGGGGGAAACGCAAAUCUUUUAAUUGCUACAUUAGGUUGUCACAAACGCUAAAGCUUCGUAAAGUAGACGCAUAACAUUAGUUGGCGCCAAAUACAUGGGCUUUGACAGUGUUCACAGGAUGACCCUUUAGUCAGGGUCUUGAUGAUCAAAGGAAGAGCCUUAGAAGGGAACAUACUACGAUAGCUAGCGAGCACUAGUGUAGUUUGGCGCUGUACGGCGUGGUGGCGCAGCCGCCCUUGGCAAUCGAGGUGCUUUGGCACGGCUGAGUUGAAUUGGCCGACUGUCGAAAUUUGUCAAAUCUGGCAUGGCGUCACUUUGGCCAGCUUGGGCAGGAUCGGAUACAAUGACUGCUGUAGGGUUUUCGUUUUCUAUAACACGUUCCCAAGACCCA
Messenger RNA from Klebsormidium nitens, 6722 nucleotides. The record is from the annotation of a GenBank genome assembly. Lineage: Eukaryota; Viridiplantae; Streptophyta; Klebsormidiophyceae; Klebsormidiales; Klebsormidiaceae.